AGAAAAAAAACAUUGGAAUUUUGAGGUUAUGUUAUAAUAUUGUAAACAAUUAAGCCUAUAAGGUGUCGUUUGUUAAAUUAAAACGCUCUUUACUUUAUUAAAUCCAUGUUAAGUAAAUUGAAAAUAAUAUAAAUACCCAAAGAAACAUUUUAAAGCAUGGCAAACACUGUAUUGACUAAGCUUCAUCCACUAUGGAGACCACCACAACUAAUCUGUCUGCCCUCUCGUACAACCACAACAAAACAUUUUGAUCCAAAAUUCAGGACACACAGAGCUAAGAAAUAUCAGAAAAUUGAAUUGCCCGAUAUGAAUGAAGAUGAGAACAAAUUCUCUGAGCAGAAAAUGAGGCAGAAAAUGAAAGAGAGAGGCAUCUUGCCUCCCAGACCAUGGAUGGAGCGUCCGUUUUAUAUUGGAGCUACCGGUGGUAUCUUCGAACCCUACGUACCCCCAGAAGGUGACGGCAAGGCGUCCUUAGUCUCCACAUCUCGCGCAAAACAAACAGUGCAGCUGCUGGAGAAGAAAUCUAAAUCCAUGUUGGCCAUACGGAAAGUGAAAUCAUUUGAUGAGGAUUUUGACACGAAAGAGUUUUGCCAGCAGGCCCAAAACAUCUAUAUUAAGGCCCACGAGAGUUUAGUCAAUGGUGACCUCCAAGCGUUAAGGACGUAUGUCACAGAGAAAGCAUACCCCGAGUUCAAGCACAACACUAAGUUGAAAACCAUCCGGUGGAAGUUUCUGGAGUCUUUAGAGCCCCCGCGAGUUGUUCACGCGAGGUGUACAGAUGUUAUUAGCAAAGAAAAUAUUUUUGGUCAGAUCACGGUGCGGUUCCACUCGCGCCAGCAGCUGGCCGUGUACGACCGCUUCGGGCGGCUCCUACACGGCAGCGAGAUCCUCGCCAAGGACGUGCUGGAGUACGUGGUGUUCGAGAAGCACCUGUCCAACCUGUACGGCGCGUGGCGCGUGCACGACAAGAUCAUCCCCGACUGGGCGCCGCCCAAGGAGCCCUCGCGGCUCACCAGGGUGAAGCCGGACCCCGAGCCAGUGAAGGUCGAAGAAGAGGUCGGAGAAGCCCAGAAAGAUGAACAGCCUGCGAUAGCCGAUAAAUAAUUUGUUUUAUUUGUAUGUAAAAUUGUAUUUGUAGUCUUUAAUAUAGUAGUCCCACAAAUUA
This is a messenger RNA of Pararge aegeria (speckled wood butterfly), 1165 nucleotides long. It is a transcript of the gene mRpL45, whose product is annotated as probable 39S ribosomal protein L45, mitochondrial. Bases 157 to 1104 code for a protein of 315 amino acids. NCBI's taxonomy places the organism in Eukaryota, Metazoa, Arthropoda, Insecta, Lepidoptera, Nymphalidae. The transcript is spliced from 6 exons. The record is from RefSeq and is a predicted model, not a curated record. Gene Ontology annotation, cellular component: mitochondrion.